Messenger RNA from Pangasianodon hypophthalmus (striped catfish), 2993 nucleotides. RefSeq names its product heterogeneous nuclear ribonucleoprotein L2 (gene hnrnpl2). NCBI's taxonomy places the organism in Eukaryota, Metazoa, Chordata, Actinopteri, Siluriformes, Pangasiidae. Gene Ontology annotation, molecular function: mRNA binding. Bases 70 to 1674 code for a protein of 534 amino acids. The transcript is spliced from 14 exons. The record is from RefSeq and is a predicted model, not a curated record. Gene Ontology annotation, biological process: regulation of RNA splicing; mRNA processing. Gene Ontology annotation, cellular component: nucleus.
CUCGUCCAUUUUCAUUUGGUGCGUGGGGGGAAAAAAAAGAAAAAAAAAAAAAAAACCUAACGGGACAACAUGGCUACGCAAACGGCCCGGUACUACAGCGAGGGAGGCAGGGCAACAAAGCGCCAAAAAACCGACAACGACGGAGGAAUGGCGACUGAGGGCUACGAAGACCCUCACAAACCUCUCCCCUCCCUCGUGGUCCACAUAAGAGGGUUGGUGGAUGGAGUUUUGGAAGCAGACAUUGUUGAAGCCCUGCAGGAAUUUGGAACCAUCAGUUAUGUGGUGCUGAUGCCCAAAAAGCGCCAAGCCCUAGUUGAAUAUGAGGACAUGAGCGGCUCCUGCAACGCUGUAACGUAUGCUAAUGACAACCAGAUCUACAUUGCUGGAAAUCCUGCUUAUGUGAAUUACUCCACCAGUCAGAAGAUCUCCCGGCCUGGCGAUUCUGACGACUCUCGCAGUGUUAAUAAUGUUUUGUUAUUCACAAUCAUGAACCCCAUUUAUCCCAUCACCACGGAUGUGCUGUAUACCAUCUGCAACAAUUGUGGACCUGUUCAAAGAAUUGUCAUCUUCAGGAAAAAUGGUGUCCAGGCCAUGGUAGAAUUUGAUUCAGUCCAGAGUGCACAGCGGGCCAAAGCCUCUCUCAAUGGUGCCGAUAUAUACUCUGGCUGCUGCACACUCAAGAUUGAGUAUGCCAAGCCAACACGCCUCAACGUAUUCAAGAAUGACCAGGACACGUGGGACUACACCAAUCCAAACCUGAGCAGCCAAGGUGCAGACGCUGAUGGCGAUGGGGGCGAACAAGAUAUGAAUGGCCACUCCAACAAGCGCCAGAGGCAGCCGGCUCUGCUGGGACACCACCCUACAGAGUACGGUGGGUACGGUUACCAGGACGAGAGUUACGGCGGGUAUGACGGACGCCGUGUGGGUCCAUCAAUGGGAGGCCCACGGAGGGGCGGGGCUAGUCAGCGUUACGGCGGCCAGUACGGAGCCCCACCUCCACCACCUCCAGGGGAAUACAGUGCUCAUGCAGAGUCACCAGUCAUGAUGGUCUAUGGUCUGGAGCCUUCCAAAAUAAAUGCAGACAGGGUGUUCAACAUCUUCUGCCUCUAUGGCAAUGUUGAGAGGGUGAAAUUCAUGAAGAGCAAACCAGGUGCUGCCAUGGUGGAAAUGGGAGACUGCUAUGCCGUAGACCGGGCCAUUUGUCAUCUAAACAACUAUUUCCUAUUCAACCAGAAACUUAAUGUCUGUGUGUCCAAGCAGCAGGCCAUCAUGCCAGGUCAGUCGUAUGAGCUAGAGGACGGCACCAGCAGCUUUAAAGACUUCCACGGCAGUCGGAACAAUCGCUUUGCCUCUCCAGAACAGGCAGCCAAGAACCGCAUCCAGCAUCCAAGCAACGUCCUGCACUUCUUCAAUGCUGCCCCAGAAGCCUCAGUUGAGGUCUUCUCUGAGAUCUGUGAUGAGCUCGGCUUGAAGAGUCCAUCUAAUAUAAAACUGUUCGCGGCAAAAGGCGGUGCUUCAUCUGAGAGAAGCUCAUCAGGGCUUCUAGAGUGGGAAUCUGUUAAUGAUGCCAUGGAAGCCCUUGCCAUGAUGAACCAUUACCAGAUGAAAAACCCUAAUGGCCCAUACCCCUACACACUAAAGCUGUGCUUCUCCACUGCGCAGCACGCAAAUUGAAAACCGGCCAUCAGCAGAAGCUCAGCACCGCCACAACUUCACUGUCCCAUGUUCAUCGUCCUUCAUGUGUGCAGUCAGUGUCUUUCUAUUGAGUGAGCCACAGCGUGCGCUGAGAAUCAGCUUGGCAGAACUGUUAAAAUCUUGUUUUUAUAGAAGAGGAGGAAGGUGAAAUGCUUUUGUACCAGUAUUUUUUUUUUUAUUUUUUUUUUCUUUUUUUUUUGGGGUUAAUGUAUUUCUUUUUUUUUUUUUAUUGCUUUCCAUUAUUGACUGUUAGCUGUGUGCUCAGCGCCUCACUUUUCGAAAUGGCAGCCUGUAAAGGAAAGCCUGCAUUUUUCUCUAAUUGUAAAAUAAAAUAGUGACGAUUAGUCCUUUGUCAUGGCUAUUUAAUAUAGUAGCUAUUUAGUGUGAGAAGCUGUUUUCAGUGACUUUGCUGAAUUUUAAUAAAUCGAGAAAUAUCCAUAGAAGUGAUGUAUUCCCUUCAUGAGGCUCAGUUAACUAAUCAGCUCUAAAAUCUGAUUAAAGAAACUUUACCACUGAAAUGACACAAUAAUAGGGACCACAAUGGCCAGUGACACAGGGCUGUAUGAAGCUGUGAAGCAAUACAUUUAUAGGAAAAUAAUCAUAUAGGAUUAUAGGAAAGUUACUGUUACCACCCUGAAGUUGUUAAUUUUCUAAUAACAGCAUGUCUGGAAGUGCUUUAUUCCUCUUAUACCACAGCAUUUUUCAUUUAUUACUGAAUGAGGUCUCAUUUUUAACCAUUUACAGUUACAUGUAAUGUUGUGGAAUUUCUUGUUAUCAUUUGCGCCGUAACAUCUGUAAACAGUCGUUUCCUUAAAAAAACACAGCUUGUCGUUACCGAGAAACCCAAAAGCACAAACUCCUCUGUCCUGUAGGCUCUCACUGACAAUGAAGACUCCUUCCAUAAAUGUAUAAGAAAUGUCUCCUCGGAAAUUAUAACAACAAUUUGUCUUUUUUUUUUUUUUAUUUGGUUAAGCAUAAUCUUUUAUUAUUAGCCUUAGAUUGUGUGGAGCGGCUUGCCUUUCAGCCAGCACUACUGUCAGCUGUUACAGAAAACCAAUCAGAAUCAAGAAUUCAACCCUGUGGUAUAAGAGCAAUAUAAUGCUACUGAUUUAAAAAAAAAAAAAAAAAAAAAAGCAUAAAUCCAUUAAUUACUGCUACAAGUUCAGCCUCUGGUGAUGCCCCUUACACUGCAUUUUUUUUUUUUUUUCCCAUUCUUUUCCUCUUAAACACAAGGACUUUGCUGCACAUUUCAUUCAACUGAUCAUUAAAUACAUCAUUUAAUAAACAGCAGAACUUUA